CUCUGUGAGCAACUAUUUUUGUAAUUUGUCAUAAUCCUAACGUAUUUAUUUUGUUAAUGAAUAAAACAAACAUUUGUGGCCGUUAUAGGCGUGUGUUAAUUAAAUAAAACACCUGAAGAAAUAUUGAAAGACUCUAGAAACUUAAGUUUCAGGAAAUAUAACUAUUGACACAAUGGAUUUGGACUCAUCAAGAACCGACGAGUAUUUCGUGACUGCUCUACACAUAUUUGACUACUGUGGUGUUGAUAGUGCCGGCACACUGCGUGUGGAUUCCAUGAUGGAUACAUUCGCUCCAUUCGUGAAAACUAAGAAAGCUGAAUACAAAUGCUUGAAGUCGUUCCUAGAUCCAAACAAGAGCAACCCGGCCAUCAAUGUGACAGAGCUGGCCACGGCUCUUAGCAGAUACAGCGAGGAGCAGAAGACUAAGAUUGACCUGGAUGAGAGUUUUAAUUUGAGAAGUGGGCUGGUUCCUCAAGAUUCUGACUCUGGCAUAUCUACAGAUGGCUACCAAAUCCUGGAAGAGCUACAGACAGAGCUGCGUGAGAAGUCCCACCUGGCGCAGCAGCUGCGCGGGCAGCUGGAGUUCACCGACCGCCAGCACGAGGAGGCGCUGGCAGCGUUGACGGCUGAGCGGGACUCGCUGCGGGCACAUGUUAACAUACUGCGCGAAGAGAACCUGUCUCUUUCGCACCUGCGCAAGGACUACGACGAGGCGUGCGAGCGCCUGUGUGCGAGUGAGACAGCACUGGACGACACUAAGCGAGAGUAUGAAGCGUUGCGGAGAAGGGCCAGGGUGCUGCAUGAGCAAGUUAGCACGCUGGAGAAUGACAAGCUAACCCUCCAAGAGCAGCUAAGCCGCUCCAAAGAAGAAUGCCACCGCAUCAACGACCUCUACUCGUCGCGUCAGGCGGCUCUGCUGGAGCAGCACGAGUCGCUAGAGGCGGCGUGCGCCGAGCUGAGCGCGCGCGCCCGCCACCACGACCGCGCCAUGGCACUAGUAAUGAGCGAAAAGGUCCUCCUCGAGACAGAGCUCAAGGACCUCCUCAACCGCUCGACGGUCCCCGCGCCGCCGCCGCCGCGCUCUGUCGACGUGAGCUACACGGAGGAGCAGAUGCUGACCGCUCUUGAUAGUCUGAAUGCUGAUAGUCGCUUCUCUCCUGAGAACCAUCUGUUAGACGAAGAAUCUUUCGUAAACGCACUAAAAGAGGACCAGGGGCGCGCCACCAACGUGUCCUUAUUCGACGAAAUUCGCAUGAGCUUUGGCAACAUAUCACGGCUAGACUUAGACCCUAAAGAGCCCUACUGCUAUCGAUGUAACGAAGAGAUAGACAGAGCGAAUUGCCACACACAAACUGACCCACCCGAUGACAGUAACAUUGAGAACAAUAACAGUGGGAUCCCUUGCAGCAAUUGCGUAUGUCAAACAGCUUGCCUAGACUGUGAAAAGAACAAAGAAUACGCAAGCCAGUUAAAAAGCGACUUGAAAAAAUCCCAAAUGAAUGCGACAGAGUUGAAAUCUGACUUGAAUAAGUACGAAGAUAACUUACAAGUUUUACAGAAGUAUGUGGAUGAUGGUAAUGUGGCGAAUAGACUGCUGCAAGCGACUGCAGAUCAGUUGAAUGCCAAGUUGGUGGCGCUAGAAGCAGCGUGUAAGGAGCAGAAAGCUAAGCUCAGUGGUCUAGACUGUGUGAAGUCACACGCACAGUCACAGACGCAUAGUGAAGUGUUCUCUGUGUCGACGCAAGCGGACGUGCCGUGCGUGGCAUGUGAAAAGCGCACCGACUCAGCACCGGCUGCCACUUGGCGACGCUACAUUUGGGAGCCAAUCAAAUCGCUCUUCACUCUCUUCGCAUCCCUCUGUCUCCUAUCCGCCCUGAUGAUCCUGUACAACGUGUCCAACUACCACUACGCGGCGCGGCGCUGCAUCCGCGAGGCGCCGGCGGUGCCAUGGCGGUGGCUCAACGUGCAUGACUUGUUUGAUUAUGUCUUCAGGAUAGAGUAUGUGGGCGAAGUGCCUAUGUAAGGUUAGGUUGGAGGUUUUGGUUAGGGGUAGUCAGAUGCUGGUAGACGGGUUCGUUAUCGACGUCGACUAAGUCGUUAAUGCGCGUUCCAUUAAACAGAGCACGGUAUUUAUGGCGAAACACGAAAUAGUGACGUUUAUCUACGUCGAUGACGAACUUGUGUAGCGGCAGCAGGGUUCAGAAGCGUUCAGUUUCAUGUAGCAGUAACAUGGCAGCUCAUCUCUACUAUAGUUUUUAUUAAGGAGUGCGACUGGCAACAGUGCAUUGUGCUAGUAACUUACAGGUUCACUUAGUAAACCACUGACUACGGAGCUUCUCGAGAUAACUAUAAAAACGAUUAUGGAGGCAUGUGCCUUCAAAAAGUUGAAGAAAAUGACAUGACAUCUGUGACUGCAUCUUCAGAACAAAGUGUGUGGUUUUUCUCUCAAAGUAAAGUGUUGAUCACUCUUUUUGGUAAGAUAAUUUUAUUGUUGUACUGGAUUAGGCUGGAUUCAAUAUUGUGUAAGGUGUAUUGAUGGGAAAAUCUCCCUUUAUGUGUAAAACAUUGUAUCUAACUAUCUAUUUGACUAGUUAAGAUCAAAUUCAUGCAACAAUACCUAACUAUGUACAAGGUUGUUAAAUUAAAAUGUUAUAUUGAAAAAAGCUAAGUCUAAUUGAAUUUGAACAAUCUUGCAUACUUUGUGUUACAAAGUAAUCUUUGUAGAUUGUAUGUAUCCCUAAAGGUCUGAUGAACCAAUAUUUUGGUAAUAAUUUAUCGAAUUCAAAUAAUAAUUUGCUCAGAACUCAGAACAGUUGUUGCAAUUUAGCACAGUUAACUUGGUUUUUUGAAAUAAAGUAAUUUUAAUAUGCUUUUCAGUACCUAUCCGAAUCUUAUUAUUAUUAUCUGCAUGUUUUAUUCUUUUUAUCUUUGACUGC
Plutella xylostella (diamondback moth) is the source of this 2936-nucleotide messenger RNA. RefSeq lists its product as uncharacterized. The record is from RefSeq and is a predicted model, not a curated record. NCBI's taxonomy places the organism in Eukaryota, Metazoa, Arthropoda, Insecta, Lepidoptera, Plutellidae.